AUGCUGUUUUCAUUUCCUCAUGCAAAGAAGAAGCACAGUAGAGAAGAAAGGCAGACCCAGCACAUUCACCCUUUGCUGCCAUGGGGAACUGGGCCGUGAAUGAGGGACUCUCCAUCUUUGUCAUUCUGGUGUGGUUGGGGUUGAAUGUCUUCCUCUUUGUCAACUACUACAAGGUUUAUGAUGAUGGACCCAAGUACUUUUAUACUCGAAAACUCCUCGGGUCAGCACUGGCUCUGGCCAGGGCACCUGCAGCCUGCCUGAAUUUCAACUGCAUGCUGAUCCUGUUACCAGUGUGUCGAAAUCUGCUCUCCUUCCUCAGGGGUUCCAGCGCGUGUUGCUCAACAAGAAUUCGAAGACAACUGGAUCGGAACCUCACUUUCCAUAAAAUGGUGGCAUGGAUGAUAGCACUUCACACUGCGAUCCACACCAUUGCACAUCUGUUCAAUGUGGAGUGGUGUGUGAAUGCCAGAGUCAACAGUUCUGACCCAUAUUCAGUAGCACUCUCUCAAAUUGGUGACAAGGACAAUGAAGAGUAUCUCAAUUUUGCUAGAGAAAAAAUCAAGAACCCUGAAGGAGGCCUCUACGUGGCCGUGACUCGGUUGGCUGGCAUCACCGGAGUUGUCAUCACACUGUGUCUCAUAUUAAUUAUCACAUCCUCUACGAAAACCAUCCGGAGAUCUUACUUUGAAGUAUUCUGGUAUACACACCAUCUCUUUGUGAUCUUCUUCAUCGGCCUUGCCAUCCAUGGAGCUGAACGAAUUGUACGUGGACAGACUACAGAUAGUUUGAAUGAGCAUGAUAUAAAAUUCUGUGAAGACAAAAUCUCAGAAUGGGGAAAAAUAAAGCAGUGCCCAGUACCCAAGUUCUCUGGAAACCCUCCUAUGACUUGGAAAUGGAUAGUGGGUCCCAUGUUCCUGUAUCUCUGUGAGAGGCUGGUCCGGUUUUGGCGAUCACAACAGAAGGUGGUCAUCACCAAGGUGGUCACUCACCCUUUCAAAACCAUUGAGCUUCAGAUGAAGAAGAAAGGAUUCAAGAUGGAGGUGGGACAGUACAUUUUUGUCAAGUGUCCUAAGGUGUCCAAGCUGGAAUGGCACCCAUUCACCCUGACCUCUGCGCCUGAAGAAGACUUUUUUAGCAUUCAUAUUCGUAUUGUGGGAGACUGGACAGAAGGGCUGUUCAAUGCUUGUGGCUGUGAUAAGCAAGAGUUCCAAGAUGCCUGGAAACUACCUAAGAUAGCAGUUGAUGGGCCUUUUGGCACAGCCAGUGAAGAUGUGUUCAGCUAUGAAGUGGUGAUGCUAGUGGGAGCGGGGAUCGGAGUCACGCCUUUUGCCUCCAUUCUCAAGUCUGUCUGGUACAAAUAUUGCAAUAAUGCCACAAAUCUGAGGCUCAAAAAGAUCUACUUUUACUGGCUGUGCAGGGACACACAUGCCUUUGAGUGGUUUGCAGACCUGCUGCAGCUGCUGGAGACCCAAAUGCAGGAAAGGAACAACGCCGAUUUCCUCAGCUACAACAUCUACCUUACUGGCUGGGAUGAUGCUCAGGCCAAUCACUUUGCUGUACACCACGAUGAGGAGAAAGAUGUAAUCACAGGCCUAAAACAAAAGACUCAGUAUGGACGACCCAACUGGGAUAAUGAAUUCAAGACAAUUGCAAGUCAACACCCUAACACCAGAAUAGGAGUUUUCCUCUGUGGUCCUGAAGCCUUGGCUAAAACCCUCAACAAACAAAGCAUCUCCAACUCCGAGUCCGGCCCUCGUGGAGUGCAUUUCAUUUUCAACAAGGAAAACUUCUAACUCGGCUCUUUCACGAAGAAAUAAGUGUAUGCUGCAAAAUGCCCCAAUAUUGCUGGUUGACUAGAUGAGCCACAUCCUCUGAAGAAAGGAGGAGGAAAGGAAACGAUGAUGACAUAGCCACCCCCUUAUAAGAAUUGCAAAGAUUGCUUGCUAGGUCACAUUUGCAUGGAGCUUCAUGGCUUUCACAGCACUUUUACAAACAUUAUUAUGCUGCUUUAUGUCACAUUUCCCUCUGCCAUGCCUGAAGAGGGUUAGGCAAGAAUUGUCUGGAACCCAUUUUUGGAUAAACAGUAGAAACUCAAAUAAUUCAGCACCUUCCUUCACAUUCAGAAGCUGAAACCCAAUCUAUGCCACUUGACUCCAUAUGUGGUAAUCUUUUCGUAUUUAAUACCAGGUUGUCUCAGGAAUCAAUUUUUCUGCCCUCUCCUACAAGAGAGUACUACAAAGAGUAGUUUAUCAAUCCUCAUUUUUUUGUUUCAUCUUUAACAUUAGUUAGCAUCAUGCAAAAGGAGAGUGCUUUUUAUGGAAGAAAUAAUGAUGCUGGCAGUGACUUAAUACUUUCUAGUGACAGUAUUGACAUGGAAGUGCUUUCCAGUUUACCAGCACAACAGCUUAACUGUGUCAGAGAUUAUUCCUACAAAGGAACAUUAGACUGGCUGGAGUUAAGGUAGCAGUCUACAUUUAGCAAGGUGCUUGGCAGAGUGGGGUUCAAGGUCAGUUUAUUGAAUGAAUGAGUGAGAGAACAAACGAAUGGAAACAUUUAGAACUACACAAUGUCAGAGGGGAAUUAACUUAAGAUCAGAGACAAAAUUAUCCUUCUGUUACUUUUACAGAUCAGAGGAUUCUGAUUCCCCUGGGGGUAGAAAGCAGAAUAUGAACCAGUGGGAUAGCCUGGUCUAGUGUAUUUACCCUGCUGUUAUCUGGAGGCAGGGGGGUUGAAGUCAGAGACCUAAACUCCUAUGAUGCUGCUGGCUAACACUUCUAGUCCUAGUCCAUAAGACUGAAAGAAAAACACAUCUGUUUAUUGCCAGAAAUGGUCUGUUCUAGCUAACCCUUGUGAAAUUUGAACUGAAUUCUAGCAAAUGUGUAUCUGAUAAUACGUAUCCUGCUUAGAAUCCAUUUAUUCUUUUUGAUUUAAUGCCUACACAAAUAAAUCUCAUGUGUGUAUAUAAUAAGUUGUUUUUACUACACUAUUUUCAUCACCACUAUUACCAGCGUCACCAUCUUCCUGAAAUAUAAAUCAUAGAAACUGUAAUCCUCAAAUAGUGAAAUCACACCCAAUAUUUGAUGGGUAGUCAGAAGCAUAAAACAGAGUCUAAAUCUUUAAAAAUAGUUAUGAUUGCCCGACCACCAAGGAUAGCAAUAUUUAUAGCUAUACAGCUUUGGCAAUGAGGAAUAAAGUGCAGAGGAAAGGGCAGAGGUCUUAGUGCAAAGAAGAGGAAGUGUGGAAACAACAGAAGAGAAAAAAAGUACACUCAAAAGGAAGAGGCAGGGGGAAGGGGGUCUCACAGUGGUCAUGUUUCAUCCUCCAUUUCUGUGGUGUAUAUAUUGCAUGUAAUUGAAAGAGGCAUUCAGAGUCAUCUUGUUUUGACUUCAUACAGUGUUGAAUCUUUUCAAUUCUGGUCCAAAUUUUGAUGUUAUGCUGGCAUUUUGAAGGGACUAGAUGAAGUGAGAGCUCUGAUGUCCCUUAUAUUACUUUUCUGCCUGUGUUCUGCUAAUAUCCUUAGAACACUGAAGGUUGGAUUCGGCAAAUAAGACCUUCCUAGAUGUGCACAUGGCACCACAAUAAAUGUUCCUCCUUUAGAAAGGUUCAUCCCCUUCAUGUUGUACCCUAGACAUUAGUUCAAUCAUUGAACAUAUAUUCUCUUUGUAUAAUUAACAUGAGUAAGAUACUGUUUUAAUUAGUUUUAAUUAUUUGUAGCGAAGUUUGAGCUAGAGGGAGACACCAGUUACAUGGAAUUUGAACAUAUGUAUCCAAGUGCUAUUAAAUAAUGUCUCUCUGUUUGUUACUCCAAGAAUGUCUCUCCAGUUUUCUAAAGACACAAACAGAGUUCCCAAAAUAGAGAUCCACCCUGUGUUAUUCUGGUUAUGAGAUGGAAAAUGAGUGCAAUGUGCUUCUUGUUUGAGAACUUCCUUCUUUUUUCCUCCCAAGCCCCCAGCUCCCAGCUACCAGCAUAGCUCUUUCAGCAUUUAUUUCUUGGAAUUUAGUAACAGAUAUUGAGAUUUGUAUUUAGUAACAAGUAUCAAAUGAGAAAAUAAGGCUAUAUAUGCUUUUCUUAGUUUUUCUUGCUUUUGCAAUAUUGUGUUUAUGAAAUUUGAAUACUUGCAGCCAUUGUAUAUGAAUAGUUUGGGGGAGAAGAUGAUCUGGGAAUAACUUUUAGAAACAGCUAUUAAAGCUUGCUUAGAUGUUGAAAUCA
Chionomys nivalis (European snow vole) is the source of this 4210-nucleotide messenger RNA. RefSeq names its product cytochrome b-245 heavy chain (gene Cybb). Bases 81 to 1793 code for a protein of 570 amino acids. Gene Ontology annotation, molecular function: superoxide-generating NAD(P)H oxidase activity. Gene Ontology annotation, cellular component: plasma membrane; NADPH oxidase complex. Gene Ontology annotation, biological process: superoxide anion generation; defense response. The record is from RefSeq and is a predicted model, not a curated record. The transcript is spliced from 13 exons. Lineage: Eukaryota; Metazoa; Chordata; Mammalia; Rodentia; Cricetidae.